Messenger RNA from Juglans microcarpa x Juglans regia, 666 nucleotides. RefSeq lists its product as uncharacterized. Lineage: Eukaryota; Viridiplantae; Streptophyta; Magnoliopsida; Fagales; Juglandaceae. The record is from RefSeq and is a predicted model, not a curated record. The coding region runs from base 190 to 435 and encodes 81 amino acids. The transcript has 3 exons.
UUCUAUAACAAAAAAAAAAAAAAGAUUGAUUGGCCCGGAUUCGGGUGAGGAUCCGAGUCCAAGUCCAGAUCUGGUGCGGGCAUAGAGACUAGUCAAGUGGCGUGCAGUGGGUGUGGUGCCUGGUGCGGUAAGCCGAGACGAAGCCCGUAGUGUUUGCUGAGAGAGAGAAAGAAAAGGAAAGAGAGAGAAAUGGCUUGGAGUGCGACGAUGGUCGGAGCGCUUCUGGGACUGGGCACCCAGAUGUACUCCAACGCUCUCCGUAAACUUCCUUACAUGCGCCAUCCAUGGGAACACGUGGUGGGUAUGGGACUCGGGGCCGUGUUCGUGAACCAGCUCGUUAAAUGGGACGCUCAACUACAGGAGGACCUCGACAAGAUGCUCGCCAAAGCCAAGGCCGCCAACGAGCGCCGCUACUUCGAUGAAGAUGAUGAUUAGCUUGCCUUUCCAUGGAUGUGGUGUCUUCAGACAAGGCAUUCUUGUUCACAGAAAUUGAGGGUCUUCAAGUUGUAGAUGUUUGUUUACUUUGCAAUGGUGGUCUGUUUUAAGGCUGAGAGAACUCUUCCAAGUCAAUUUACUUUUUGCUAUGCAAAAUCUUUGAGAUGCUUGCAGACUGGCUAAUGCAAAAUCUUCAUCAAUAAUGGCAACACUUAGCUUUUUCAAGGAAAA